Molecule: messenger RNA, 1056 nt
Organism: Salvia splendens (bonfire salvia)
Lineage: Eukaryota; Viridiplantae; Streptophyta; Magnoliopsida; Lamiales; Lamiaceae
Product: ethylene-responsive transcription factor ERF025
Exons: 1
Coding region: 109-825 (238 amino acids)
Biological process (GO): regulation of DNA-templated transcription
Molecular function (GO): DNA-binding transcription factor activity; DNA binding
Source: RefSeq, a predicted model, not a curated record
CUCUCUCUCUCUCUACAUAAAAUAGCAAGCAAAUUAGAUACUACUACUACACUCUUUAUACGUACGACACUAUAUAUGUGUAUUGUGUGCCCCCACACAUAAAUAUAUAUGUCUCAUUCUCCACAUCCUUCUAACAUGAGUCAACAACACCAUUCCCCCCCUCCCCCUAUUACCCCUAAACCCACCCCUCCUCCGCCGCGGAGUACUACCACCGUUCAAUCUCAAUCUCUGCAUUUGCAGCCCUCAAUCGGAAGCGAAUCGCUGCCGUCUCCGAAAAAAGUCAAGACCGCGGCCGCGGCAGCCGCGAGGCCGGGCGGAGGGAAGCACCCGACGUACCGGGGCAUCCGGAGCCGGAGCGGGAAAUGGGUGUCCGAGAUACGCGAGCCGAAGAAGACGACCCGCGUGUGGCUCGGCACCUACCCAACCCCGGAGAUGGCCGCGGCCGCCUAUGACGCGGCCGCGCUGGCGCUCAAAGGCGCCGGCGCGGCCGUCAACUUCCCCGAUCGGGCCGGGGUGUAUCCGGUCCCGGACUCGCCCGCGCCGCUGGAUAUCAGGAGGGCGGCCGCGGCGGCCGCCCUCAUGAUGAAGCCGGACGAGCAGCGGCCGGCAUCCGAUGCUGAUGAUCAGCAUCGGCCUGCCGCUGCUCGGGAUGCGGAAGCGGCAGCGGCGGAGCAUGAGUUUAUUGAUGAGGAGGCGCUGUUUCAUAUGCCGAAUCUGCUGGUGGAUAUGGCGGAGGGAAUGCUAGUUAGCCCGCCGAGAAUGGCGUCUCCGCCGUCGGAUGAUUCGCCGGAGAAUUCUGAUGUGGAGAGUUUGUGGAGCUAUUGAAAAAAAAACAAGACACGUAAUAUUGUUGUACUAUCAUUUAUUGCAGAAGAUUAUAUAUAUAAUAUACAAAGACACAUUAAUUUGUGUUCAAGUAGGAAAAUUGGUUGCAUAAUUUUAUUUGGUUAAAUUCUUGUUAUUCCUAUUCCUCCCAGUUUCUUAAUUUUCGGUUUGAAGAUUUGUAAUUGAUUAAUUAGAUUCAAAUCUAAUACAAUCGAUAUUUAGAAUCGUGUA